Messenger RNA from Pogona vitticeps (central bearded dragon), 907 nucleotides. NCBI's taxonomy places the organism in Eukaryota, Metazoa, Chordata, Lepidosauria, Squamata, Agamidae. The record is from RefSeq and is a predicted model, not a curated record.
AUGUCUUCCUGGGGGACAGAGGUUAAAGGGUUUACAACACUGAGGUUCCUAAUUGAGCCUUCGGAUGCGGUUACCAUGCGAGGAAGCAACGUGUUGCUCAACUGCACUGCAGAGUCAGAUCAAGGAUUUCCGGUCAUCAAAUGGAAAAAGGAUGGCGUCUUUUUAAACUUGGCAGUGGAUGAGCGAAGGCAGCAAUUUUCCAAUGGAUCUCUUUUAAUACAGAAUAUAGUCCAUUCCAGACACCAUAAACCUGAUGAGGGUCUUUAUCAGUGUGAAGCAUCAUUAGAAGGAAUUGGAGCCAUAAUCAGUCGGACAGCCAAAGUCUCAGUAGCAGGUCCAUUGAGGUUUCUCUCCCAGACAGACUCUGUCACAGCAUUUACAGGGGACACUGUUUUGCUAAAGUGUGAAGUCAUUGGAGAACCUAUGCCAACAAUCCACUGGCAAAAGAAUCAAGAAGACCUGACCUUCAGUCCUGGUGAUACCCGUGUGGCAGUCCUGCCUUCUGGAUCUUUACAAAUCAGCAGAAUUCAAGCAGCCGACAGUGGGAUCUAUAGAUGCCUUGCCAAAAACCCUGCCAGUUUGAGAAUUGGUAAUGAAGCAGAAGUCAGAGUUUUGUCAGAUCCUGGGUUGCACAGGCAACAAUUUUUCCUGCAGAGACCAUCCAACGUCGUAGUGGUAGAGGGGACGGACGCGGUGCUCGAGUGUUGUGUUUCUGGCUAUCCACCCCCAGUGUUUACAUGGAUGCGAGGAGAUGAAAUGAUCCCGUUUAGGUCGAAAAAAUAUUCAUUACUGGCUGGCAGCAACUUAUUGAUUUCUAAUGCAACAGAUGAUGACUCUGGCACAUACACGUGUGUUGUCACUUUCAAGGAGGAGAACAGCAGUGCUUCAGCAGAAUUAUCUGUAUUGG